AUGGCAUGUGAUAUAGAAAAAAUUGAAGAUAACGAAAAAGAAAACCCCAAUAUAGUUAUUCAAUUAAACACUUUAGGGCUUGAUGAAUUAGUUUCACUAACUUUAAAACUAGAAGAGGAAUGGAAGUUAAUAAAAAAAAAUUAUACAAUUUUAGAAGGGGCUGUAGUAACUUAUGAUAAAUGCAAAAAUUCUGUAAAACAACUAAACCCUUCAAAAUAUAAAAGUAAGAAUUAUAAUGCAUUUAUAAAUGAACUUGAAAAAUCAGAUUUAAUAAAAUUGCCUAAUGAGAAUACAAUCACUGAUAAUAAAAGUGAACAAGUUGGUACAGAAAAAAAAAACGAACCUAUAGAUAUUCAUAUUCCAUUAACAUCUUUAGUAUAUAUACCAGGGAAAAUCGUUGAUACGGAAAAUUUUUUGGUCCAUAUGGGUACCAACUAUUAUGUUCAAAGAAAUUCUGACCAAACAAUAGAAUAUUUUGAUAAUAAAAUAAAAAAAUUAAAUGAAAAAAUUAAAAAAAUUAAAGUUACAUUGAUAGAAAAAAGAAAUGAAAUAGAAUUAUGUAAACAUUAUAUUCAAAUUAAAAGAGGACAACAAAUCAAUGAGACCAAUCAAAAUCACCAAACUACAUCAGUACGAACUAUAGCCUAA
This is a messenger RNA of Plasmodium yoelii, 648 nucleotides long. RefSeq names its product prefoldin subunit 5, putative. The record is from RefSeq and is a predicted model, not a curated record. The transcript has 3 exons. The coding region runs from base 1 to 648 and encodes 215 amino acids. NCBI's taxonomy places the organism in Eukaryota, Apicomplexa, Aconoidasida, Haemosporida, Plasmodiidae. Gene Ontology annotation, cellular component: cytoplasm; prefoldin complex. Gene Ontology annotation, biological process: protein folding; regulation of DNA-templated transcription.